This is a messenger RNA of Malaya genurostris, 1666 nucleotides long. It is a transcript of the gene Rpn3, whose product is annotated as probable 26S proteasome non-ATPase regulatory subunit 3. Gene Ontology annotation, cellular component: proteasome regulatory particle, lid subcomplex; proteasome complex. Gene Ontology annotation, biological process: regulation of protein catabolic process; ubiquitin-dependent protein catabolic process. Gene Ontology annotation, molecular function: enzyme regulator activity. Lineage: Eukaryota; Metazoa; Arthropoda; Insecta; Diptera; Culicidae. The transcript has a single exon. The record is from RefSeq and is a predicted model, not a curated record. The coding region runs from base 93 to 1574 and encodes 493 amino acids.
CAGGCAUUGUGAAGCAAUUUUUCAUAUUGUGGGUUUCAAUUAGUAAAGUUUUCUUAAAAUUGUACUGUUUUUAUAUUUAAAACUGCUUAAAAAUGGUUGUUCAAGCCACUGAACCUACCCCAUCCAAUCAGGACGUCGAGAUGGAAAACAUUGAAGAUGUUGAGGUAGCUAAAAAAGAUGCUGAAUUAAUGAAUAUCCAAGAGAUUCGGGAGCACGCUCGGCAGAUUGAUAAAGCGAUUGCUAGUAAGGAACCGCGAUUCAUAUUGCGAGUACUGAGAUCUCUGCCUAAUACGAGAAGAAAACUUAGUUUGGUAGUAGUUCGAUCAUUGGCGGUGCAACUUUAUCCAGCUGGUGCAGAGAGGGACGGUAUUAUGACGUAUAUUGAAGAGUUUCCGGAAGGAAUUCAAGAGCCGGAGUUACCAAGACCUCGCGCUGCAAUUAAGAGUCCUUUGCCGGAAGUAGAUGCAUAUUUCCAUUUGCUUUUGUUGGUAAGACUUUUGGAUAAGAACGAGCUUUCAAAAGCAACAAAAUGCUCUCAAGAUUUGAUGGCUAAAAUUGUUGGUCAAAACAGAAGAUCGCUGGACCUGAUUGCUGCAAAAAGCUAUUUUUAUCAGUCUAGAGUUGCAGAACUGAAUAGUGAUUUAGAAAGUAUUAGAGGUUUUUUGCACUCUAGAUUGCGAACCGCUACAUUACGAAAUGAUUUCGAAGGACAGGCAGUUCUGAUCAAUUGUUUGUUGAGAAACUAUUUGCACUACUCAUUGUACGAUCAAGCGGACAAAUUGGUCAAUAAAUCAGUUUUUCCAGAAACUGCCAGCAACAAUGAAUGGGCUAGAUUUCUCUACUAUUUAGGACGUAUUAAAGGUGCUAAGUUGGAUUACAGUGCAGCACAUAAGCAUCUUGUUCAAGCAUUGCGCAAAGCACCUCAGCAAGCGGCUGUUGGUUUCCGCCAAACAGUCCAGAAAUUGGUGAUAGUUGUUGAACUUCUUUUAGGAGAUAUUCCUGAGAGACAGAUAUUUCGACAGGCUGCUCUACGCCGUUCUCUUGGUCCAUACUUUCAACUGACACAGGCUGUACGACUGGGAAACCUUCAACGUUUCGGAGAAGUGCUGGAGAAUUUUGGUGAUCAGUUCCGUCAAGAUCAUACUUUUACUCUGAUCAUUCGUUUACGUCAUAAUGUUAUUAAAACAGCAAUUCGCUCCAUUGGACUUUCUUAUAGCCGUAUCAGUCCACAAGACAUCGCACGCAAGCUUGGACUGGAUUCUCCCGAGGACGCGGAGUUUAUUGUUGCGAAAGCUAUUCGUGAUGGAGUUAUUGAAGCUACCCUCGACCCAGAGAAAGGUUAUAUGCGUAGUAAGGAGAGCACUGAUAUAUAUUCUACACGUGAGCCACAAUUAGCUUUCCAUCAGCGCAUUAGUUUUUGUCUGGAUUUGCAUAAUCAAAGUGUUAAAGCCAUGCGCUACCCGCCUAAAUCGUAUGGAAAGGAAUUAGAAAGUGCCGAGGAGCGUCGCGAACGAGAGCAACAAGAUCUUGAAUUGGCUAAGGAAAUGGCUGAGGAGGACGACGACGGAUUCUAAGUAACAUACAUUAACGCAAACUAUUCAAAACUGAUCAAGAUCUUAAAUUACACAUGAUAGUUUUGAUUGGAAAUAAAAUGCAAUAAUUAUUA